Molecule: messenger RNA, 14977 nt
Organism: Rhopalosiphum padi (bird cherry-oat aphid)
Lineage: Eukaryota; Metazoa; Arthropoda; Insecta; Hemiptera; Aphididae
Gene: bchs
Product: WD repeat and FYVE domain-containing protein 3
Exons: 48
Coding region: 318-10793 (3491 amino acids)
Molecular function (GO): metal ion binding; protein binding
Source: RefSeq, a predicted model, not a curated record
UCUGAUAAGAAAGUCCAAUUAUAUGAGAAAAAUAAAAUAAAUAGAUGAAUAUUUAUUAAUUGAUGUAAAGAUGAAAAAAAUACCCAAAGGCUAAAAUGUUUUAAUUAACAUUUGCUUUAAAUUGCUGGUGAAAUGAUACUGUAUCAAUGUAUUAAUAUAUAUGUUUAAGAUGAAAAAAAUAUCAUUUGAGAACUUAAAUUCAUAGAUUUGAUCACUAAUAUUUGGCACAAAAAGUCAAAAUGUAAGAGUAAUAAUGAGUAUCUCUACAUUUGAAGAUUAAUGGAUUAGAGCCUAGAGAUAUUUUUAUUUUACCAACAAUGAAUAUCAUGCGAAAAUUACGUGGCAGUAAUACUGCCACAUCUACAACUGGUGAAAAUUCUCGUCUAUUUGAAGAUGAUUCUGAUCAACACACUGCUCUUGGUUUAAUGCAUUUAAAGAAACUUUUUACUGAUUAUAUUCAUACAUCACACCUGUUAACUGAUAAAGAACGUAGUAUAAAAUUGUAUACUAUGAUUCCUUUAUUUUGCAAAGUUUUUGGCAGAAGUUCUUGUGCUGAAAUUAUUGAAAAAUUUUGUGACAUUAAUAGCUGGUGCUCAGAAAUGUCAGCCCUUAUGGUUGCAGAAAUCCGACAACGUGCGUCUAAUCAAUCAACAGAAACAGCUAGUAGAGCUAUUGCUAGUUUUUUAGAAAUAGAGAACUGUGAAGAAUCUAGUAAUGGGUGGAUGCUUUUAUCUACAUUAAACUUAUUAGCUGCAACUAACCAACCCUCUCUUAUAAAAAUAAUGGUAUCUGCAUCUCUUCCAUCAACAUUAGUAAAAUGCUUGUAUCUUUUUUUUGACUUACCUCCUUUGGAGAAUGAGGAUAAAAAAACUGAUCAAAGUGAUUUUACUCCAAAAGAGCGUCGUAUUUUGUUACAAAAAAUUUUUGUACAAAUAUUAGUAAGAUUGUGUAGUAAUCAUUUACCAGCUGAAGAAUUAGUCACUAAAGAUGAUUUAUCUUUAUUAUUCUCUGCUAUUACAAGUUCGUGUCCAUCUUACAAUGCUGUUUGGAGGAAAUCUUCUGCUGAAGUUCUAAUAACAAUUUCACAACAUGGAAUCACACCAAAAGUUAUACAAUAUAUUCAUGGAAAAAACUGUAUUGAAUUAUGUGUUGAAAAUAUGCGACAAUGUGCAGAUUUAAGUCCAUUAGAAGUAGUUGAUAUGUUUGUUACUGUAUCUUAUUUUUUAAAAGAUUCAUCAGAAAUAUCACAAGUAUUACUUGAUGACUUUAAUACAGCACAAGGUUAUACAUUUUUAUCAGACUUUCUUAUAAGUUUAGAAAAUGACGAAUCCAGUGAAGCCCUUGAAGCAAUGAGGAAUCUUGUUUUGAUAAUUGCAUCUCUUUCUAUGAGUGGUUAUAUUGAACUAAAACCAAAUCAAGAACAACCAGACUCAUUGUUACAACUUUUAGGAUUUACUUUACCUCAACCUACUGGGCAUGGUCAAAGUGUACGGAAUAUAUGUGCAUUCAAUGUUCUCCAAACUACAUUUAUUCGUUCUGAUUCUAGUGCGUUAUGUUGUACAAUUCUUGAUGCAAUAUCAAAUGUGUAUCAUUCUGAUAAUGCCAAUUAUUUUAUAUUAGAACCACAAAAUACAUUGCCACAAUUUACUGAACACAUACAUUUAAAAAAUCAACAGAUACAAGAUAAAUUUUUCAAGCUCUUAGAAUUUAUUGUAUUUCAACUUAAUUUUGUUCCAAUUAAAGAAUUAGUUUCAAUGGCUCAGUUAUUAAAAACAUUUAGCUCUACAGAAUGUACUAGAGUCUGUUUACAGACUCUAUUAAAUAUACUUAAGCACAAUAAUACAUUUAAAGAUGUAUUUAGAGAUGUUGGAAUACUUGAGGGGUUAUCAAACAAUUUAAGGAAUUAUACUCAAGACUAUCUCUCGGAUUGUGAAUCAAAAGAUGAGAAACAUGAUGGUGAUCUAAAACGUGUGAUAAACUUAACUGCAGAAUGUUUAGUUAAUCUUAUGAUGUCUUCGCCAAAAAAUUGUAAAGUUUUCAAAGAAUGUGGCGGUGCUCAAGUAUUAUAUAUUAUACUUGAAUAUCCAUCAACUCGUCAGUAUGCUACAGCUAUAUUAAGAGAAAUGAUAUUAAGCACUGGUGGUGAAGAAGAAAUGUCUACACUUUUAGGCACCCUACAUACAACUGACAAUACUUGUUUGCCAUUAAAAUCUAGUAUUUUAAAAUUAUUUUUGAGUUGUAUGAAGGAAAGUCACCGUACAAGAACCAUGUUUCGCAAAGUAGAUGGAUUUGUUUAUGUAAUAAGUGCAUUAGUGUCUAUGGAAGGCUGGUUUUCAGAUGAAAAAUGUGUAGAUCACGAAGCUUUAAAAUUUGCUUACCUAAUCUUUAAUACAAUUACCAUAGCCAUGCGUUUUGAACCAGCAAAUGCAAAAUAUUUUCACCAAGAAAUUUGUUUGACAAGUUUAUGUGAUACAUUACGAUUAUUAGGAUGUUUUUCAAAUGAAAUUCAACUGGAUGACUAUAUUGAUUUAAUAACUACAUCAUUAGAAGAAAAUGUUUUUCAUAACAUAUUUACAAGCAACCCAAUUAACCCCAUAAUUACUGACAAUGUUCCAAAGUUUUUAUCUUAUGCAUGUAUAAUAAUGAGAAUGCUAUAUGAUGUUGCCCUUGAUUUAUAUGAUAAACAUAGCAAUACCACUGUUGUAUCAUUUAAGUCACCUGCUCAUAGACGAUACAGCGAAGUGGCUACAAAACCUUUAGAUUGUCAAAAUAAUAAUCGCCGUGCAAUACAACUCAACUUAACUCCUCCAGCACCUGAUCCUAUUAUUGUUCAUGCAGGUGUUGUUAUUGCUAUGUUACAACUACUACCAUCAAUUUACAAUCCAUCGGCUCCUAAACUCUCACUUACAUUGCAAGUUUAUAUAGGUGAAGUAAUUAGAUCUUUAGUUCGUGGUGAAAGAAAUCAACAACUUCUAUGUGAUUCUGGGUUUCCAACUACUGUAUUAAAAGUAGGACGAAUAGCGUUAUUGGAAGAAACACAUCCACUUCAUACAGUGUUUCAGUAUAUGUUAGAACGUUUAGCUAUUCAGCUAUUAGAACCAAAGGAUUUACGAGAAUUUUUAAGACUUGGAGAACCCCUUUGUUGUGUACCAUUAGAUUUACUGGACUGUUGGAUAAGUCACAGUAGUAAAAAACCAGGUGGAACAGUUCCAUUAAGCCGUGUUAAAACACUUGUAUCGAUGACUACUCCCCGAGAUCCUUGUAUGCUUGCAUUACCACCAUUUUUUGAAAUGGAUUUAUCUUCUGAGGGUUUCGGAUGUUUAUUUUUACCCAGUAUUGCUCCACAAUCUCCAAUAAGUGGACCUUCAGUUGUUAAUGUUGCUACAUUAACUACUCCCGAUAUGAAUGUAAUUGGUGGAAUAGGAACUGGUGACCGGAUGUUUCCUCCUCAGAGUGGUCUUAGUUAUUCAACAUGGUUGUGUGUUGAAAAGUUUUCAGAACCAAGAAGUGAUCCUCAUCCUGUUCGGCUUCUGACCUUGAUAAGAAAUGUACAGAAUACUAGAGACCAUUUAGUAUGUUUAGCAGUAGUAUUGUCUGCUCGAGAUAGAGCACUUACCAUUUCUACCCAAGAAACUCCAAUAUCAAUGACAAAUGCUGAUUGGGAGCCAGAAGUCAUUGGUGAUUCAUGUGUAAGAAUUUGGUAUCCUGAUUUUGUGCAAGAAGGCCAGUGGCAUCAUAUUGUUUUAGUUUUAAAUAGAGCUGUAUUAAAAAAUUCAUCAUUUUCUUUGUAUAUGGAUGGCCAGCACGUGCAUACUCAAAAAGUAAUACUUUUAGUUAUAUUAAACAAAUAUGUAUUGUUUUUUUUUUUUUUAAUAAUAUUUCAGCUGCAUUAUAUAUCUCAAAAUCCAGGCGGAGGUGCAGCUAACUUAACAAUUGCAUCUUCUGUGUAUGGAUACAUAGGGACUCCUCCAAUUUGGAGAAAAUAUUCAAAACUGACAUGGAAACAAGGACCAUGCUGUUUAUUAGAAGAGGUAUUAAAUCCUCAUGCUAUAAAAAUUUUGUAUCAACUUGGUCCUCAUUAUUUUGGGAGUCUUCAAGCACCUGAUAUUAAAGAUUUAGAACAUAUCGGGCCUUUGGUAUCUGAAGAGAAAGUAAUUUUUGGAUUGAACGCAAGGGCAGUUUCUCAAUUAACCUUGGCAAAAAUAAGAAAAAUAUACAGCAGAGUGGAUAGCAAAUCAAUCGCAAAACAACUUGGUAUGUCAACUCAUGAAAAUGCUACUCCUAUUCGUAUAAUGCAUAAUACAGCUGGACAUUUAGCUGGUUCGGCUAGAAGUUUAGGUGGUGUUAUAUUGGGAUAUUUAGGAGUCCGCACAUUUUAUCCUCGUCCAGUUUUAAAACUAAUUGAUAACAUUGGAGGUUGUUCUGUAUUAUUAGGGUUAAUUGCAAUGGCAAGAGAUAUGGAAAGUUUAUAUGCUGCUGUUAAAGCUCUAAGUGGAGUACUACAUUUAAAUAUGACAGCAAAACGAGAAAUGGAACGUAGACGUGGAUAUCAGCUCUUAGCAUUAUGCCUACGUAGGCAUAAACAUAUGUUAAAUGCCCACAUUCUACACAUUAUACUUGAUUUAGUUAUAACAACUAGAAGUGUUGAAGCACCUACUAUACCAGAUGCUGUUGCAUUUAAUGAUUUGAUUUGCGAGUUAAAUCUUUGGCAAGAAGUUCCAGCUGGUCUUUUACGUUCACUUAUUGAACAGUUAUAUGAAUUAGUAUCAGACUCAAAUGAGAAAAGAAACAAUUUAAUUAUAUUAAGAAAUAUGGAAAUGGUUCGUAAAAUGGUGAAUUUUUUACCAAUUGUUUUUAAUACUUCUACAUCGUCAACUACAGAAGUGUUGUUUUCAUUACUUGGAGCACUUUUAGCAAAACAUCCAUUAACUGAAGAUUUAUUAUGUCUUGGACAGUACAUUGUGUUCACACUGAAUACUGGGCUCAGUACGGAAUCAAAUCUUAAAGUUGAAGAGUUUGAAACAAAAAUAAAGACCAUGGAAAAUAAUGUUGAAUUGACUAAUGAAGAAAAAACAAUUUGUCUAAUAUUAUUACGCAAUCGUUAUCUUCAACUUGUACAUUCUCUUUUGUUCACUAACAAAAAUUUAGUCUGUACUGGGUUUUGUGAUGAUCUUGUUCGAGUAUUAGGAUUUGACUGGAUACUGUUAUUUAUGCAAUCAAAUAUACAUCGUUCUUCAAUAAUUUGGUCGUAUAAAAUCCUUACAACUUUGUGUUCUGUACCUUCAUUAAUGGUUAAAUUUAGAGAAGCAUCUAGUAAUGGUGGUUGGUUGUUAAACACUGAGCUUUUGCAAAACAAUAGAGCAAAUUUGAUGCUAAAUUAUCAACUUUCUCCAAGCUUACAGAAGAAUAAUAAAGAUAUACUAAACAAAAUGGAAGCUUUGAACAUACCAGGUUUUCAACACCUAUCUUGGUUUUUAUCUUAUCAUACCGAACUUCCUGAACUAUAUUAUUUUCUUAUGGCUUUAAUGUUGGGACAAUCAGUUAAGACUAUUCCUAAUGAAAAAAAAUUAAAUCUUGAUGGUAUUUGGACUUUUAUGUUUGGUGUUCCAAUUAGCCAGUCACUUUCAGCUGUUAGUGAUCGUAUUGUACUGUGUCCAGAAGCUGUCACUGCUCUUUUGUCAACUGUGAGAUUAAUUUUGAACCAAGAUAACAGAGAAAUAAAAUAUGAAGAAUGGUUAGAAGAUCAUCCAGUUACUAUAAUUCAGUUUCUUUUUUAUUUGUACCAUAACUUAUCAGAUUGGAUGCCAGCAUUUAUGACAUCUGAAAUUUUACAUUCCUUGAGUGCAACACUUUUUCCAUUUACAAAUUUGAACUUAAGUGAACCAUCCACUCCAAAUGAUGACUGUUUUAUUAAAACACCUGAUGGAACUCCUCCUUUGACUGUUCAGAAAGAACAAUCAUUAACUUCACAUCCUUCUAGAAAAUUUGUUAUUGAUUUCUUAAGAGUAAUUGUUGUUGAUUCACUUCUAUUACCGAUAAAUAGCAAGUCAUUACCACCCCUAGAUUUAGUUCUUGAUGCUUCACCAGAAGGUGCAACUUCAUCUCAAGUAUCAAAGUACCAAACUGAACUACUAUCAACAUUAAUGGAUCAUUUAUUAGCUGCUGAUAUUAUGAUUGGAGAACAAGCUGCUGUGUCCACAGUUCCUGGGGGUAGCGCUCAAAAUAUUCCUCAAAAUGUUUGUUAUUUAACAUGUCGUGUUGUUGACAAACUAUGGCAGGGUGUUUUGAUAAAAGACGCUCAUGAAGUAUUUGAUUUUAUUAUGAAAUUAAUUGUUCAAGCAAAACGAAGACCAUGUUCUGUACCCAUGGAAGGAUUUUAUCACUGUCUUAAUAGAACAACUUUGUAUUUGCUUUCGAGAAAUACAGAUUCUAUAGCCUCACAAAUGCCAGUUUUAGAAGCAUUACAUAAACUUACCACUAAUAGAACAUUAGUAUUUGGAGCUGGCAAUCAUGAACUGGAUUUUAUUGGCUGUCUUAUUUAUUGUUUAUUGCAGUUAACAUCUGAUAUGAAAAUAAUAUUGGAUACAAAUGCAAAAACUACAUGGCAUAUUAAUCCAAGUCAAACUGCAGAAGUUGAAGAACAAACAGCUAAACAAGGACAUAAUUUAAUGGCAGUUGCAGCAAAACGUGUUUGGGAAGAAUUGUAUAUAUCUAAAAAACCAGCUAUUGAAGAGGUUUUCAAAAUUCCAUUACCAAUGUCACCAAAUAAUAAAGCUCCAGAUUUGCAUUCUGUUCGUGAACUUAUUUAUGAGAUUGCUCAAAAACAUUGGUUAACUUAUAUUGAUAUGGAAAAAAAAUCAUUGUAUAAAAUGCCGUGGGAACUUCAAACUCAAAUUCAAUCAAAAAUACAAAAAGUUACUGGUGGCUUAACUAGGCUUGCAUCCCGUGGCAAAGUACUUAGACGUGAUGAAAGCCGUUGGCAAAGUGGAAGUCUUUCAAGCAUUUCAUUACCGUUAUCAAGAAUUACUAAAAGUGAAUGGUCUACAUGGGCUAACCAUGGUUUAAAUGCAGUAUGUGAACUGGUUUCUAUGCAAAUGGCGCGAGAAGCUCAACAUCAAUCAUUUACUGUACGUUAUGUUCUGGAUCAAUGGUAUUUAAUAGAACAGGAAUUAACUAGGGAAAGGGGACUUUGGGGCCCUUUUACUUCAUGCAAAUUAGACAAAUGGAUAUUAGACAUGACAGAAGGUCCAUGUAGAAUGCGUAAAAAAAUGGUAAAAAACCAUCAGUUUUAUAAUCAUUACCCAUAUCGACCAGAACUUGAAUCUGGAGACAAUAAAGGAUUAAAGUACCGCGUGGCUACUAGUUAUGAUAGCAAAGAAUUUUGUCAAAAAUAUAAAUUACCAACAUUAAUAGAUAUGGAAAAUUUAGCUCCGCAAUCUAACGAAAACAAUAAAUUUCUAACACAAGUUGAUGGUCAAGAUACCUUUGACUUUGACAAAAAUUUAGAUGAUAAUGAAUUACCAUUCAAAGGAUUAAAAAGAGUUGUUAGAAGAUCAACAUCUGAACCAGAUGAUGGAAUGGAUGAUAACGACGCAGAAAGUGGAAUUGAAGACCAAGCUCCGCCAGAUGACAACCAUACAAUUAUUAGACUUUUGGAACCAAAUGAAAAAAUUAGUCAUAUGUUUCGGUGUGCAAGAAUUCAAGGUCUAGACACAUAUGAGGGUUUACUUUUGUUUGGUAAAGAUCAUGUUUAUAUUGUAGAUGGUUUUACUUUACUUAAAACUAGAGAAAUUAGAGAUAUUGACACUUUAUUACCUAAUUCAUAUGAGCCAUUAUUACCAAGUCCUGGAAAUGGAAGUCCAAAUCGUGUGCGAAUUAAAAAACAAAGUUCUAAGUUUUCAUAUGACGAUAUAAGGGAAGUGCAUAAAAGACGAUACUUAUUACAACCAAUCGCUAUAGAGUUGUUUUCUGCUGAUGGACGUAAUCAUUUAUUAGCACUACCAAAAAAACUAAGAAAUAAAGUUUUUAAUAGAUUCAUGGCAUAUUCGACAUCUAUUGCAGAUAAUGCUCAUCAAUCAGUUGCUGGACAAAAAAGAACAGCAAAUGUCGAACAAAGUACAAGCCUUCUUUCAAACCUUAUGGGAGAAACAACAGUUACCCAAAGAUGGGUGAAAGGCGAAAUAUCUAAUUUCCAAUACUUAAUGCAUUUAAAUACAUUGGCUGGACGAAGUUAUAAUGACCUUAUGCAGUAUCCAGUAUUUCCUUGGAUUCUAAAUGAUUAUGAAUCUGAUGUACUUGACUUUUCAAAUCCUGCUAUUUUUAGAGAUUUUUCUAAACCAAUGGGUGCUCAAUGCCCUCAACGUCUUGAGCAGUUUUUAAAAAGGUACCGUGAAUGGGAUGAUCCUCAUGGUGAAACUCCUCCAUAUCAUUUUGGUACUCAUUACUCUUCAGCUAUGAUAGUAUGUUCAUAUUUAGUUAGAAUGGAACCAUUUACUCAGCAUUUUCUCAGACUACAGGGUGGACAUUUUGAUUUGGCUGAUCGUAUGUUCAAUAGUAUUCGAGAAGCAUGGUUAUCAGCUUCAAAAACUAACAUGGCCGAUGUCAAAGAACUUGUACCAGAAUUCUUUUAUCUACCAGAAUUUUUGGUCAACUCUAAUAAUUUUGAUUUGGGAUGUAAGCAAAAUGGAGUACAAUUGAAUGAUGUAGUUUUACCUCCAUGGGCUAAAGAUGAUCCACAUGAAUUUAUUCGAGUACAUAGAGCAGCACUUGAAUCGGAAUAUGUAUCACAACACCUUCAUGAAUGGAUAGAUUUAAUAUUUGGCUACAAACAAUUAGGUCCACCAGCUGUACAAGCUUGUAAUCUAUUUCACCAUUUAUUUUAUGAAGGAAAUGUUGAUAUAUACAGUAUUGAUGAUCCAUUAAAGAAAAAUGCAACCAUUGGAUUUAUAAAUAAUUUUGGCCAAAUUCCAAAACAGCUUUUUAAGAAACCUCAUCCGAGUAAAAAACAACCAACUAAUAAGGCAUCAAUGCUUGAUGCUGCUAAUCCAAUUUUAAGUUCCAGUACUAAUUUAUCAUUGGGCGACAAACUUUUUUUUUAUCAUUUAGAUAAUCUUAAACCAUCAUUACAGCCAAUCAAAGAAUUAAAAGGUCCCGUUGGUCAAAUUCUCCAAGUAGAAAAGAAUGUAUUAGCAGUUGAACAGAAUAAAGCAUUAAUGCCACCAAGUUUCAAUAAAACUAUAACUUGGGGUUUCGCUGAUCAUAGUUUAAGAUUAGCACAAUAUGAAACUGAUAAACCAAUUGUAAUAUGUGAAAGCUCAAGUCAAUCUCCUGGUGAAAUAGUAACUUGUGUAUGCCCUACAUCUAAGACUGUUAUUACCGCUGGAACUAGCACAGUUUUGACUGUAUGGGAGUUAGAUUUAAACAACAAGUCUUUAAAAAUUGUGGAUAAUCUGUAUGGACACACAGAAGCUGUUACUUGUUUAGCUGCUAGUGAUACAUAUAAUAUUGUUGUUUCUGGUAGCAGAGAUUGUACAGCUAUAGUUUGGGAUUUAUGUACAAAAGCAUUUGUAAGACAAUUAAAGAAACAUAAUGCUCCAGUUGCGGCUCUAGCAAUUAAUAACUCAACAGGCCAAAUAGCUUCAUGUGCUGGUACUAUGUUACAUGUUUAUACUAUAAAUGGUGAAGAAUUAGCUAAUGUAGAUACAAGUGUUGGGCGAGCUGAUAGAAUGCAACAAAUACUAUGUGUAGCUUUCUCUCAAGCUAUCGAUUGGGAUCCUCAAAAUGUAGUUAUUACUGGGUCAUCAGAUGGAGUGGUUCGAAUGUGGUCUAUGGAAUACGUGCAAGUUCCCAAAGUUCCAUUGAAUGCUUUGUCAACAGAAUCUUCAGUAUUAAAAGAUUGUAGUGAUGAAAAGAAUAAAGAUGUUAGUGAGAAUUGUAGUUUAUUAAAAACAAGGACAAUUGCUGUUCAGAGAUUAGUCAAACAAUUAAGUAUAUCAUCAGAAACUAUAAAUGAACAAGGAUUAGUGAUGAAAAGUGGGUCUGAGAGUAGUCUAUCAGAACAAGAGCCAAAAACUCCUGUAAAAAAAAUUGGAAAAGCUGAUAAAAUUGUUUUUGCUGAUGAAAACGAUUCAACACCCCCAAUUCCAACUAUGAGAAAAAAAAGGGCAGUAAAACCUAAUCCAUUGCUUCGAAAAUCUGAAUGUAAUACAUCAAGCUCAACCGAUGAGCCAAAUAUUCAACAAGAAUCAUUAGCAGUAACUGAUUCGGUAUUAAGAUUAAGCAAAAGUGAAACUAAUCUUAUAGAAUCAUUUAUUAUUGUUGACCAAGAUGAUUUGAGCUUAAAAACUAAACCUGUUAGUCCUUUACAUAGAUUGAGAGAUGGGUUCCAAUGGCAACGUCAGUUAGUGUUUCGUAGCAAAUUAACUAUGCAUACAGCAUACGACCGUAAAGAUAACACUGAGCCAGCUUCGAUAACAUGCAUAUCAAUUUCAAAAGAUCAUCGAACUGUUUAUAUUGGUGAUGCCAGAGGACGAGUUUUUACAUGGAAUGUAGCCGAACAUCCUGGAAAAGGUGUGGCUGAUCAUUGGUUGAAAGAUGAAGGAGCAGAGCAGUGUAAUUUGUGUGACGUUCGAUUUUCAUUAUAUGAAAGAAGACAUCAUUGUCGUAAUUGUGGACAAUUAUUUUGCUCAAAGUGUAGCAAGUAUGAAUCUGAAAUAUCCAGAUUAAGAAUACUAAAACCAGUACGGGUGUGUAAACCAUGCCACACAUCAUUGCAGUCAGCCAAACACACUUAGUUCCUAAUAUCUAUGUUAAAGACAAUAGAAAUGAAUACUGAUCCAAACGACAAUUUGUUAUAAUGUUGAACCAAGGCCAAGAAUUGUAAAUUCUACAUAGUGUGCCGUGCUGACAAGUAACAAAUAAUUGUAUUUUUAAUUACCCACCAAUUUCUAGUCUAUAUUGACAUUUUAUGUGAAAAAGUAUUAUUUAAAAUUGUUACCAUAUAUUCUCAUAGCAGCUUGACAAUAAUUUAAAUAUUUUAUAUGAAAAAAAUCUCCAUUAGCCAUAGGUUUUGGAAAUAUUUAUGUAUGUAAAUAAAUAUUAUCUCCCAUCUUAAUUGAUAAUAUAUGAAAACAAGUAGAAAAUCUUACAAAAUUCUACAACUGUAUUCAGUGUUGUCCAUCUAAUGUUUCGUGUAAUAAUUCAAGAACAUGUCAUCAUGUUAUAUCAAUAUUUGAAUACAAUUAGUAUGUGAUAGUGUAAAUCUCCAUGAAAAAAGUAUUUUGUUAUAUUAAGUAUAUUACAUCCGAUGAUAGAUAUAUAUAGGUAUGUAUAUAUACAUUCAACAAUACAUAUUUUUUAGGAUAUCUACCCUGAUUAUAGUGUCAAACUACAUUGAAUACAAUAAUUUUCUUUAUAACUUUUUGGGAAUUAAUAUGAAUUUUUAUUAGAUCAGAUCAUUGCUCGUUAAUUAUUAUUAUUAUUUUUAUAAAUUUGUUAUUUAUUUGUUUUCUAUGUUUCUUUAAAAUUAAUGAUGAGCAAGUUUACCUAUUAGUUUCCGUCCAAACAAUUUUUCGCAGAUAUUACUUAUAAUAUCGUAAUUUUUCAAUUCAUUGUUCUUUGAUCAAAUGUAUCCAAAAUCUAAUAGGUUAAACUUAAUUUCAUAUUUUUAAGGUAUUAUUAUAUAUUUUUUUUAUACUUUAUAUAUUUACAAUGUCACCUGAAUUUUAUAUUAUUAUUUAUUAUUUAAUUUUAUUCUUUUACCUCAGUAUAAUUGUCUUGUCUGUUGCAUGCAUCAUUAAUCUAUUUUAAAAUAUUUCAUUAGUGUAUAAACACUAUAAACUUAAGGUAUAGUAUAUGAAUAUUAGUUUGUGAUAAACCUAUAAACUUAAAAAUUUACUGUAUAUUAUUAUAUAUAGGUAAAAUAUACUUGUAAAAUAGAGCACAAACAAACAAUAUGACUUUGAUGAAUCUUAUCAUGAUUAUUAUAUAUAUUGAUAUAUAUAUAACUUUUAAUUAUUAUUAGUAGAUACCUAUAGUAUGUUCUAAUGCACAUGAAUUUUUCUUAAAUUUUUUAACCAUUUUUUCACAAAAAAUAUUUAGCAUUUUUUUUAAAAUUUUUAUCUUUGAAAGUUAUAAAAUAUUACAAUUUUUGUAUCCAUUUAAUUAAGAUCCCUCCUUUUUCAACUUUCUCUAUUUCAAUACUCCUUUUAAAUGUCUGUUAUAUUACUCUUUCCUUUACACAUUUUAGUGCAGAGUUAUUGUUAACUGAUUCAAUAAUUUCAAGCAUCCAAAAAUUUAACAAAGUUUUUUCCAAAGUCCUACUAAUCUAUAUUGAUGAUGAUUUUCAUAAAAUGUCUCAAAUUUAUUAUAUGUUGGGUAACCCCUAAAGGUUAGGUUAAAACUUAAAAGUAGGUAUUUCAGUUAAAAUUAUCAGAAUCCUUGAAGUUUGUUCAUAAUUAUUGUCCUUAAUUAGUUUCAAUUUUACCCAUUAUUUCAAUAUAUAUUGAUUAUGUUCACAAUUAUUUAGGUUUGCUUUUCAUAGCAUUGUCAAUAAAUUGUUGAUUAUUUUUUUGUUCAUCUUAUAUUGUAUCUUAAUCGUAUAAAUCAGCGGUUCACAAAUAAAAAAAUAAAUUAACUUUAUUACGCCUCCCUUGAAUAAAUCAAACAACAUUUUUUAUUAGUAUAUUACUAUAGUAGUAUAGAAUAUAGAAUAUCAAUAUUUCCUUCACCCUCCCCUGUUAAAUGUUAUCCAUCUAGGGUAUCAUACAUAUGACAGUAAAAUUAAAAUAAUAUUGUUUUUAACUAUGUGGUGUUCAUUAAGCUAAUUUUGUAAAAACAAAAGUCUAAAAAAAAUUACACUUAAAAAGCUAAAAGAACACUAUUAUACAAUAUUUAAAAACCAAACGAAUAUCCAAAACUAAAGAACAUUAUCAAUAAUUUGGCAUCUAAAAAAUAUAGAUUACAAUUAGUUAACCUAAUCUUCUCGAGAUCUCAAAUUAUAAGAAAAAAAAUUCAAAAAAUAAUGAUACAUACCUACCUAUGUUGAUAAUUUAAAAUGUAUGUAAAAUUGAUAAAAGCAGUUAAGAAAAUAAAAAUGGAUACAGACAUUUAAAUAUAUUAGAAUUUAUAAUGAUAAAAUGUAUGGGAAAAGUCCAUAUAUAGUUUAUUUUUAAUUAAAAAAACAUAUAAAUAUUCAUUCUGAUAAUUUUGUUGAAUUAAAAAUGCUAGUGUCGACUGAAACAAUUAAAAAAACUAUAGUGUGUCUAGCACACAUAAAAAGACAGUGUAUAAUUACCAAAGUUUAGAAUAAGUAUUUAAAUUGAAAAAUAUGAAAAAAAUAGGGAAAAUCAAUUGAUAGUAGAUAUACAUUUUGAAAUAUUUUAAUACUUAUGAAGAGUUAAAAAUUAAGAAGAAAGAAGUAUUAUCUCAUCUUAAAACAGCUAAAUAUUCUUUGUCAAAAAAUAGUUAAAUUUUUUAGAUUUUUAAUGAUCUUAAAAAAUUAUUAAAAAUUGAGAAUUGUAAUACUAUAUUUUAAAAAAAACGUGUGUGUUGUAACAUAUCAUUGUAUAGUGUUUGUAUUUUCUAUUAUUCAUUUAUAAUUCUAGAAAAUAUUAAAUAAUCAUAUUGAUUAUAGAUACGAGGUAUAAUAAAAUAUAUGAUUAUAAUUAGAAAUAAAAUGUAUGAUAUUUUUUUAGGAUGAGAUGACACAUUUAAUUUAAAUAGUAAAUUAUUAUUAUACUUAUUACACUGUGAAGAGUAAAGUGUUAACAUUUUCAAUUCAAGACAAUUGGUAUAAUUAACUGAAUAAUUUACUUUAUUCAUUUGAUAAAUUUUAAUGAAAUUAAUCUGUGAUAAACAAUUGAAAUAAUGUGUUUUAAAUUAAUAAUUAUGUAGAUUAUAUUAUGCCAAUACAAAUUUAAAAUUUUGGAUCUUAAUUUUACUUUUUUGAACAAUUUAUAAAGCACAAAGAAUAAUAUUUUGUUAUAUGAUCUUAAAAACUACCAUUAUUACUACUGUAGUAUAAUAUAUAUUAUAAAUCUUCAAUGAAUGGCUACAGUGCUUUAUUUUGAAUGUUUUGAAGUAGAAAAUCAGAUCCACUGUUCCUGUCUACACUUAUUACUUAAUUUCUUUAAAACAAUUUAAAGAUAGGUCCAUACCAGAUCUUGGACCUUUAGCAUUUGUAUUGUUAUAAUAAUUUAUAUCCUUUUGAGUAGUAUAAUAAUCUAAUUAACAUAAUAGAUAAUUCAAUUGAAUUUCAUCAAUUGUUAUCACUAUUUGAACAUUUUAUUUCAAAAAUACUGUUCAAUAUUUAAAGUUUCCUUUAACUCUCAUGGUCCAUGGAUAAUUAUGUGCAACUACUAUACAAUAGUUUUUGGUUUUUGAAUUUGGAAACUAAUGAUAAUUACUAUAACUAAGAUGGUCUUAAUGACUUAAUUGUCUGCAUUAUAGGUGCUUAUUUAUGAAAUUCAGUCCAUAAUAACUUACAUAACAUAAAACAAUAGGUUUAUGUAUAUAUAUUAUUAAGUAGGUUAUGAUUUAUAGGUAAUAUUGGAUCAUUUAGAUAAAUAGUAUCUAAUUGUAUUAAAAAUGUAUUUUAGUUAUAUCUCAGUGAAAAUGUAAAAAUGAAAUUAUUUACAUGGUCUGAACUAUACAAGUAUUACAAGUAGGUACCUAUGUUAACAAAGAUUCAUCAAGUUAUAUUUGUUUAGUAAUAUAAUUAACAAUUAUACAGUUAUACAGUUUAUUGUUUGCUUUAUGAUUAUUAUUGUUACCAAUAUAAUAUAUUAUAUUAUUUGUAUAUAUUAAUGAGUGCAUACAAAUAUUUAGACAAAUAAUAUUAAUAUUGAAUUGAUAUGUUUAGGUAUACAGCAUUCUAUUAGAAUUGUGUCAAGUAAUAUGUAUUAUUCAAUAGCCAAACUUUAUAUAAAAAAUAUGAAACAUUUAUGCAUUUAAAUAAAUAAUCAUGUGAUGUCGUUAA